Messenger RNA from Octodon degus (degu), 1773 nucleotides. It is a transcript of the gene Marco, whose product is annotated as macrophage receptor with collagenous structure. Gene Ontology annotation, cellular component: membrane. Lineage: Eukaryota; Metazoa; Chordata; Mammalia; Rodentia; Octodontidae. The record is from RefSeq and is a predicted model, not a curated record. Bases 81 to 1613 code for a protein of 510 amino acids. The transcript is spliced from 17 exons.
CAGUGAAGUGGGGAUGCGUGGUUCCUCUUUGGGAACAAUUUUGCUGGCUCUAGGGCUUUGGCCACCUAUAAAGCUUAGCAAUGGAAAGUAAUGAAACCCUCAAAGAGGAAGAGUUCUUGGCGAACACUGAAGAAGGAGCAACUUUCGACCAAGCCAUGCUAGCAAGGAUGGAGACCUUCGAAAUCAAUGAUCCAAAGCGUAGGAGAAAAAAUAGGAUGAACUUCACUGUGGCUUUAAUGGUCAUCUACCUGAUGCUGCUCACAGGAGCUGCUGUGCUGCUGGAGUUCCAAGUCCAGAACCUGCAGUUCCAGAUCCUGAAGCAUGAUUUCCUCAAUGAGACAUCUGGGGAAAAGUCCUUCUUGCAGUGGUUGGCACACCCGAUGCACAAGGCUCAGAGCACGUCAAAGCUGCAAGACCUACAGGCCCAGCUUACUGAAGUCCAAGUCAGACAGGAGCGCAUGCUGCAGCAGGUGGAGAGCCUCCCUCAGAAAGCAGAGUUGCACAGGAUCAAAGGUGAACCAGGUGCCCCAGGUCCAAAGGGGGCCACGGGUGAGCCAGGAAGGCCAGGCGAGAAGGGAGCCAAGGGGGCCGUGGGACCAGCGGGAAGCCCAGGUCUCCUGGGACUCCAAGGCCCACCAGGCAGGAAGGGAGAUCCUGGCCUCCAAGGACCCAAGGGCAUGCCAGGAGAGCAAGGAGCCACUGGCGUACCAGGCCCUCAAGGGGAGAAAGGCAGCAAAGGCGAUGGAGGGCUCAUGGGCCCCAGAGGAGCAACUGGGGCCAAGGGAGAUAAAGGGGACCUGGGCCACCCAGGGAUUAAAGGGGACAUAGGCAUGAAGGGAGACACAGGGGUCAUGGGCCCCCCUGGGCCCAAGGGGGGCAAAGGUGACUCAGGGAAUCCAGGUCUACCAGGUGUGGCUGGAUCUCCUGGAGCCAAAGGUGAUCAAGGACAAACUGGAGUGCCAGGUAUUCCAGGCCGUCCCGGAGCAGUGGGACCUUCGGGGCCCAAGGGUGAACCUGGCAGCCCUGGCACAACUGGGUUAACAGGACCACCAGGGAGACAAGGGAUUCCAGGACCUGAGGGCAUCAAAGGAAGCAAGGGCGACGCAGGAAUUCAAGGACAAAAGGGAGCAAAAGGAGAAUCAGGAGUCCCAGGAUCUGUGGGACAAAAGGGAGAAAGGGGAACUCCUGGGCAGGCUGGCCUCCGAGGAGCACCUGGAGCAGUUGGCCAAAAGGGAGACACAGGAGAGAAGGGAUCUUCUGGGCAGAAAGGACAAAAAGGAGAACAAGGACAAAGAGGUGAAAAAGGCUCUUACGCCUCAUCCGUCAGAAUUAUUGGCAGUAGCAGUAGAGGCCGGGCUGAAGUUUUCUAUGAUGACAUCUGGGGGACGAUUUGUGACGAUGACUGGGAUAACUCUGAUGCCACUGUCUUCUGCCGCAUGCUGGGCUACAGCAGGGGAAGAGCACUAGGCUCUUACGGAGGUGGCACUGGGAAGAUCUGGCUGGAUGAUGUUGCUUGCGAGGGGACAGAGUCUUCCCUAUGGAGCUGCAGAAAGAGAACCUGGGGCUCUCACAACUGCAACCACAGUGAGGAUGCAGGCGUGGAGUGCAGCUGAUCUUGAAGCCCUGAAGUCACACUCUGUCCCCCAAGUGGCCUUGGGCUCACACACAAUAGGAAGGAAAGGAUGCUGUGAGGGUUCCCUGGAACUGGCUGAGCAGGCACUGGAGAAGGUCAUUAAUAAAAAUCAAAGUGCUGCCAGCCAGCAUCACUGGCUA